Messenger RNA from Naegleria gruberi, 2769 nucleotides. Its product is annotated as ankyrin repeat-containing protein. The coding region runs from base 1 to 2295 and encodes 764 amino acids. The transcript has a single exon. The record is from RefSeq and is a predicted model, not a curated record. Lineage: Eukaryota; Heterolobosea; Eutetramitea; Acrasida; Naegleriidae. Gene Ontology annotation, molecular function: protein binding.
AUGUCCUCCUCAUCUCUAGUACUGAAUUCCAUAGAGGAAUCUGGAAGAAAUAUUACACUGGAUGAAUUUAGAACAUCGAUUUCUUCACCACAUGUUGGCACGCCUGGAGAAGGAAUGGAUAUUUCCAUUCACUUCUCAAUGGAACCAGUAGUUAAAACAACACCCGCUCAUGUCUAUGCCCUUAGUGACGGUGAAGGAUCCAUUACAGAGAGACAUUUUCCUUCGUCUCCUCUUUCUACAUCAAGUAGUCAUGUAAAACGAGUUUCUAAAACUCUCGUUGCUCUUUCUAAAUGUAUACUAGUGAAUGGUAAUAACAACAAUGUUUCUUCCCCUAGCUCACCAACUAAAAAGGAGCAAUUGAAUGGAAGUUUCUAUGCUGAUAAUGAUUGUGUUAUUGUAGUUCCUCCAGGAUCUGUUGCUGAGUCUUUCAAUUCAUUGAGUCCUCGUGCUCCAGAACUAUCACCAAUAUUGUCGAGUAGUGGUAACAUUGAUGCUAAACUGGUGAUUGAUAGACUUACUGAAAUGAUUAAAAAUAAUGAAAUGCCCUCAACGAGAAAAGUGACACCUCAAACAUAUUCCUGCCCAAGCUCUCCAAAGUCUCCUUGCUCUGACUCUUGUAGUACAUUCAGUCAGGACGAUGAUUGUGAUGGUACUCUCAUUGGACCGAGUGUUAUACAAUGUAUUACUAAUGAAAUGUUAUGGCCUCAACACUCUUUUUGUUCCUUAUGCCAUUUAGCGGCCAAGUAUAAUAGUGUAGAAGUUUUGGGAUGGUUAAAGGAUUGUUGUUGUGAUGAGGAAUGUACUGGUAGCCAUUCAACUACUACUGAAAUGCUUGUAGAACAUACGGUUCCAACUCCUGUCGAUGCGUCAGCUGUUCAAUCUGUCUCCCCUUACUCUAUCAACGAUUGUCAGUCACCACUCUCAGGCAAGCCAACUCCAACAAAUGAUACUUUUUCUACUAACUCUGUAAUUUCCAACACUACCUCUUAUAUGUCUGGUCAUUUUCAUAAUAAUGAUCAUCAACAUAAUUCCUCUUCAUCGCCUUCUCAUCAAGCUCACCACUCUAAUAGCUGUUUGAAUAGACAGAGAGAGUUAUGGAGUAUUGUAGAUAAUCAGUCCUCAUCACCAUUAAUGUAUGCCGUUCAUUCAGGAUCUCAUGAUGCUUCCGUUUUUCUUUGUUCUCAGCCAACUGUACAGAAUCAACUCAAUUUUACACGAGAUAAGUUUGGAAAUCUUCCCAUUGUUCUAGCAUUGAAAAAGAGAGAUUUUGAGUUGUGUGACAUUCUUCAAUUAUUUGGAGCCAAGAUAGAUACUAUAGGUGGAGUUCAAUUGGGAGAAAGUUUACUUCAUUCUGCUUUGAGAGAAAGAGAUGUGACUACAGCCGAAUAUUUAAUAAGAAAGAAUCCAAAAAUUAUACUGAAGAAAAAUCAAAGAGAUGAAAUCCCAUUAUUUAGAUGUCUUACAGAUAAUAGACCUACCAGUGUGAAUAAGCUAAUUACCAUUAGUCUUCCUGGAGAUUCUCAAAAAUCUCCCAGUCUUAGAUCGAAUAGGGUUUCAAUUAGAGAGACUCAUAAGGUUGGAGAGCACUCUCUUGCACUUUCUCAAUUUUUGCAGAAAUCAACCGAGUGGAUUGAUAUCGAGCUCAUUGAAAAGUCAAUCAGCUCUAAAAAUUCGUUUGGAAGAAACUUACUUUUGGAGGCUGUUGCAAUCAAUGAUGUUGACUCGACUAAGGUGAUUUGUGAGUUUAUCAGCCAAAACUAUUCUUCAUUUGAAACACAAAGCAAUUCAAAAAGAGUCAAAUCUUACGAGGACAUUAUUUUAGAUACAGAUAAGAUUUACUUUAUGAAUAUAAUUCAAACAGCAGUUUCUUCAAGCUUACAAGUUAUACAGAACAGAAGAGAGGAAUUUUUAUAUGUAUUUGCUGGAUUGAAAUGGUUGAUAGACUGGUUAGAUAGCAUGUUUAAUCAACCAUUCAGCACAAUAUCUUUGCAUGGUAUGUUGGCCUUCAAAGAUUCGAGAGGGUUAACUGCUUUUGAUAUGGCGAGUAAGGAUAAGGAAUCUUGUGCGUUCAGUACAAUAAUGUCUCAAUUUCUUGUUGAGACAGAAUCAAGGUGGAAACCAACCAAAGCACAACACCAAUCAAUGGUUCUUACAAAACGACGUUCAUCUAUUAGUUUAUCUGCCAAAAGUACUUCCUCAACUCCCAACAGUCCUUCUUCUCCAUCAAGUGGUGGACUAUUCUCAAAGCUCAAAUCUAAAUUUCACAAGCACACAUCUUCAAGGCAGUUAAAAUAAACAAUAUUAGAUUUUGCUCAAGUCAACUUCUGCUAGAAUUCCCAAAUGGUCCGAGACAAGAAUUUCCGAACCAUUCUCCAAUUUGGUUUUCCACUCAAUAAGUUUGUAGGAUAACUUGUCAUCAUUUGUUUGUUUUGGUACUGUAACUAGCACUCUAUCCAAACAUUCAUCUUUGUGAGUUUCUGGAUGUGUAGAUCUAUCACCCAAAACAUCUCUAAAUUCAUAUUUUUCAUGGUAUUGACUACACACUCUUUCAUUCAAUUUUCCCAUAAUUUCCUCAUAGAAAGGAUCUGAUCUCGAACAAAUAUUGAAAUCACCAGCAAUUACAAUAGACUGCUUUUCAUGUUUGUUUUUUAAAAAGCUUGGCAUGGUACAUUCUCUAACAAAUGUUGUGAGCUCAUCAAGUUGACCUCUUCUAACUUCUGUAUCGUGUGCAUCCAUAUGAAGAGUGAAAAGAAAGAUAAUUCCUUCUUG